Messenger RNA from Ostreococcus tauri, 1461 nucleotides. Its product is annotated as Putative S-adenosyl-L-methionine-dependent methyltransferase MidA. The coding region runs from base 1 to 1461 and encodes 486 amino acids. The record is from RefSeq and is a predicted model, not a curated record. The transcript has a single exon. Gene Ontology annotation, cellular component: mitochondrion. NCBI's taxonomy places the organism in Eukaryota, Viridiplantae, Chlorophyta, Mamiellophyceae, Mamiellales, Bathycoccaceae. Gene Ontology annotation, molecular function: protein-arginine omega-N symmetric methyltransferase activity.
AUGCGUCGUACCCACCUCGCCGCUCGCGUCGCGACGCACGCCGCGGCGUCGUGUUCGCCCUUCGCCACGGUGUCUUCGUCGUUCGUUCCGGCGACGCGUUCGGCGCGCGCAUCGUCGACGACGGCGUCCGACGCGCGCGUGCGUCGAGAGACGACGACGACGUCAUCGACACCGAGACUCCUUCGCGAACACCUCCACGAUGCCCUGUACGCACCGCGCACGGGGUACUUCACGAACGAGAGCUCGAGAACGACGCCCGUGGGGACGAUGGAGGAGGGCGCGAUUGAUUUUAAGACUUUGAGAGGACAAGAUGACUACUUCGCCGAGCUCAACCGUCGAUACGCCAAACUCGGGGCGCAGUGGUUGACCCCGGGAGAGAUAUUCGCUCCGCACUACGCCGAUGCUUUGGCAAAGUACGUGUUGGAUGAACACCGAGGGGACGAAACGGACGAUGGAAAGCUCGAGGAGUUGAGGGUGUACGAGAUCGGCGGCGGUUCGGGGACGUUUGCGAGCGGAUUUUUAGACGCCGUCAAGCGAGAGGCUCCAGAGGUGUAUAAGAGGAUCGUCUACACCUCGAUCGAUAUCAGUGCGAGAUUGAACGAGGCGCAGAGCGCCCGGGUACGCGUCGCCGGUCACGGGAAGGGGAGACAUCAGACGAAGAUUGGCGACGCGACGGACCCGACCACGUGGGGGCCAUCGAACGGUGAAGCGUGCUUCAUCAUCGCACUUGAGGUCCUAGAUAACCUCCCGCACGACAGGGUGUGGCGGCCGAAGCGCGGCGAGGGGGAGUGGACGCAGACGGAAAUCGUGAGAGAUCCCUCCACGGGAGAGCUCACGCAGCGCGACGCGCCCCUCAAGGAUGAUUUGAUCAAGAGGACGCUUCAGGCGGUCGACAUGACAGCAGACUUAGCCGUGGACGGUGACGGUGGCGCAUACAGACCUCGUGGGAUCAUGCAUUCGAUCAAACGCGCUCUGGGCGCUGUCGCGACUCGAGGCGACGAGACCUGGUUCGUUCCCACGGGCGCGAUGAAACUCUUUGAGACGCUUCAUGCGAAGCGGCCAAACCAUCGUCUCAUCGCCGCUGACUUCGACACCCUUCCAAGCGUGCGCAUAGAGGGAGUGAACGCGCCGCUUGUCGCGAGACAGCUAGAGGGGGGUCGAACGGACGAUCUUGACUCGUAUUUAUUGCCCGAUUCACUCGCCAGAUCGGCGGAUGUCUUCUUCCCGACGUGUUUUGACACGCUACGUUCAAUCGACUUCAUGACAUCGAGCGGGAACGCUGAACGCUCGAACGCUCGAUUGAGUACCAUCAUGACGACGAAGCAGUUCAUGUCCGAGUACGCCGACGUCGGCGCGACGAAGACUGGGAGCGGUUACAAUCCGCUUUUACAGGACUUUUCGAACACGAAAUUUCUCCUCUCGCGACUGGAGGGACAUCACGACCACGACCACGACCACUAG